AAAUGAGUAACUUUAACGAUUAAACGAUUCUGUGAUAAUGUGCCGAUUUCUUUAUAGUGUUUUAAUUGUCUUAGCUUGUACAAUUUACUUGCCAGUAAUUAGUCAGUAUGUGGACUCCCCGUGCCCUGGGACUUUUGAGUAUCAAAGUGACGGUGGUGGAGUGUAUGGAGUGAUACACCUACAGCCUCAUGGACCUGUGUCUAGCAUACAAGUUACAGUUAAUUUUACGAUAGCAGCUAGAGUAUUUUCGGAUUAUCCAGGCCGCCUACAGCCAAUUAAUCCCUCAGGGUUACAAUUCAAUCAAGACUCGCCCAUAGACUACCGAGUUGAUUUCCCCGUCACCACACCCUUACCGAAGCUGACCUACCUCAUCGUCAACGGCAAAGUGUUAUGCUUCGGUCCUGGAGAUGUGCCCCAGCCUAAUUUAUACGUGACCACAAUCAGUCUGCAGCACAUGCUGUACCUACGAAGGGGAAGACCAGGAAAUCCGGAUUUCAACCAAGGAUUCAACCAGGAUUCCAAUACUGGGUUCAAUCAGGGAUCCAACCAAGGAUUCAAUCAGUUCAACACCCGCCCGAAACCCCAGGAUCCAUCUAUAAACAUCAUCUCUUCAUCACCGGACGCUCAAGUGUUUACAUUUAACGUGGAUAGUGAUCGUACCGGUAGUUGGAAUGAAGGAUUCCCGCGUCCACAACAGCAGCCACAAACUCAACGGCCACCGCCACCACCAUCACCAGUAGAGUACUAUCCAGAAUACACCACGUCUACUACGAGUAGAAGACCGCCACCUCCACCGCCGCGACCUCAAGCUACUUACCCAUCGUUGCCUUCGCGAAACCCCUCCUUCAGCUCUGAGUGUGGCGUGGUUGCGGGAGGCAACGAGCACGUACCUCUGAUCUUCCACGGCACUGGCUACACGCGAGGAGAUUGGCCGUGGCUGGUCGCCAUUUACAAGCGGAAGGAUGGCAGCCUCACGUUUGCCUGCUCUGGGACGCUGGUGUCUGAUCGACAUGUUGUGUCUGCUGCCCACUGCGUGCAGCAAAGAAGUACGCUGACCUCGAUCAGAGAUAUCGUAGUCAAAGUCGGCGUGCAUAACUUGGAAGACUGGGGAGACGAUAUCACCGUCACCAGGACUUUGGAAUCUGCCACCAUCCAUGAAGGGUUCAAUUCUUCGACGUAUGCAAAUGACCUUCUUGUGCUCACGUUUGAUAAAAGCGUAGAGUUCAACAACAACAUUAGGCCGGCUUGUCUCUGGAAUGGGAACAACGAUCUCAACAGGAUAGUGGGAGCUUCAGGAGUGGUAGCGGGUUGGGGGUCAAGCGAACUAGGUCCAGGCAGCAAAGGUGAACCUCGCAUGGUGCGGAUACCCGUCGUCAGCACCGCCAUGUGUCGGGCUAGCAGGCCCGACUUCCAUGUUUUCACUAGCGACCACACAUUCUGCGCAGGUGAUCGUAAUGGCGCUGGUCCUUGUUUAGGGGACUCCGGUGGAGGAUUAUAUAUUCUGGACGGAGGUCGCUGGCGCCUCCGCGGCGUAGUCUCACUGUCACUUCGACCAGAAAAUGGAGAAUCUACAUGCAACCUCAACGAAUACGUUAUUUUCACUGAUGCAGCGAAGUUUAUAGAGUGGAUUAAAAAUGUCAUAAGUAAUUAAUAAUUU
This is a messenger RNA of Cydia strobilella, 1657 nucleotides long. RefSeq names its product serine protease gd-like. Bases 38 to 1651 code for a protein of 537 amino acids. Gene Ontology annotation, molecular function: serine-type endopeptidase activity. Lineage: Eukaryota; Metazoa; Arthropoda; Insecta; Lepidoptera; Tortricidae. The record is from RefSeq and is a predicted model, not a curated record. Gene Ontology annotation, biological process: proteolysis. The transcript has 9 exons.